Molecule: messenger RNA, 2359 nt
Organism: Paramecium tetraurelia
Lineage: Eukaryota; Ciliophora; Oligohymenophorea; Peniculida; Parameciidae
Exons: 6
Biological process (GO): regulatory ncRNA-mediated gene silencing
Cellular component (GO): P granule
Molecular function (GO): protein binding; piRNA binding
Source: RefSeq, a predicted model, not a curated record
AUGAUUGAGAGAGGGUAAACAGUUUUCACCAAUUUCUACUAAAUACAAAUAAAUCCAAAAAGCCACAUCUAUAGAUAUUAAAUUAUAUUUUAACCUACCAUAACACCGGAAUAACAGAUUUCUAAAUGGAGAGAUAUUUUUAAGGCAGCUAAGACAGGAUUAUAAGAAAACCUCAAGGUUUUUAUAACUAAUAAUUAAAUAUUAUACUCCCCAGUGAGAGCUUAAACGAUGGGAUUGAUUCUAGGAAUAUAUGAAGAAGAAGGAACCAGCUAUACUAUAUCUAUAGAAGAAAAAGCCGUUCUUAAACCUGGAGAACCUGAAUACACUGGAUUAAUUGGAAGAUUCUUUAAAAUGCUGUUAAAGUAGUAAAAGUUACUGCAAAUUGGUCGAAAGUACUUUAAUACUAAGAAUUUAAUAAAUUUUGAUUAAUUUGGUCUCAAAGUUUUACCUGGAGUGACAUGUAGCCUAAUAAAAUAGGAGGAAUUAGGUAAGUAUUACAUAAAUAUUGAUUCCUCCUUUAAAAUGUUAAGGUGUACUACUAUGUAUGAAGAAUUGCGCAACUCUAGGGAUUAUUCUUUAAUAGAAGGAGCCAUUAUUAUGACAGUGUAUAAUUAUAAAUUUUACAGGGUGAAUAAGAUAAACAGAGAAAUGAAUCCUAAAAGCGAGUUUGAAAAUUAGAAUGGAUCAAAAAUGAGUUAUAUGUAAUAUUAUUCUGAAAAGUAUAAAAUCAAUAUCAAAGACACGACUUAACCUUUAAUUGAAGUCUUAGAGAAAUCAAGAAAAAAAUAGGAAGAGAAAAUUAUUUAUUUAAUCCCUGAAUUAUGUGUGCUAACAGGAUUAUCAAAUGAAAUGAGAAACAACUUUUAAACUAUGAAAUAAUUAUCUACAGUAACUAAACCAAGAGGUGUUGAUAGAGUCAAAUAAGCUGAUCAAUUCAUUCAAUGUUUUCAUAAUAAGGAAAGCGAAGAACUCAUUAAGAAGUGGAAUAUUUAACUUGAAUCUAAAUGUCUACAAAUAUAGAGUUCUAAAGUCAAACCUGGUAAUAUUAUAAUGGGAAAUAACACCUAAAUAAAUAUAGAGACAGGCAAUUUGGACAGAGACACUUAAACUGCUAUGUUAAGAGGAGUAGGCUUAGAGAAUUGGGCCAUCUUGUACGGUGAUAGAGAUUCGAGGUAAGCUGAAGAUUUCAUGUCAUGUUUGAGAGAGAGUAUUGAAUAUUGUAAAUUCUAAUGCAAAGCUCCAAGAACAUUUACUAUCCAUUCAAGUAGAAUUGAAGAUUGGAUUAAACAAAUUGAUUUUAUAGUCUAAUAAUCACAAGGUCCAUAAAAAGUAACCCUCUUAUUAUUAAUUUUAAAUGGCCCAAAAAAGAAUGCUCCUUUAUACACAGAUCUAAAAAGAUAUUUAAUUAAUGAUUGUCCUAUAGCAUCUUAAGUAAUAUUAAGUUCUACAUUAAAUUAACCAAAAGGAAAAGUGAAAACAAUUUGUAAUAAAUUGUUGGUUUAAAUUUGCGCUAAGGUAGGAGGAACUCCUUGGGGAAUUUCAGAUUUGCCAUUCACUGAUCAACCAACAAUGAUUUGUGGAAUGGAUGUUUAUCAUUCUACAGCUAAAGGAAGAAAGUCAAUGUUAUCAUUUGUUUCGACUGAAGAUGAAUUCUUUAGUAAAUACAUGACGUAAUCUAUUGAAAUGGAUAGUGGGGUUGAGUUUUCAUUUAGUUUAUGCCCUAUUCUGGUAAAAUCUUUGGAGUCCUUCACAAGUGACAACAGGACACCUCUUCCUUCUAGAAUCAUAAUCUUUAGAGAUGGUGUUUCAAAUUCAUAAGCAAAAACUGUGAUUGAAACAGAAGUUGCCUAAUUUAGACAGGCGAUUGAAUAAGUAAAGAAGGCAAAAAAUCAUAAUAAACCAAUUAAAUUGGUUGUCCUUUCUGUUAACAAGAAAGUAGGAGCAAAAUUCUAUGCUGGAGAAAGAAACUUGGACAAUCCAUCAUAAGGAACUUUGAUUGACAGUGAAAUUUGUAAUGGGAAAGAUGGCUUUUAUUUGAUUGCUUAAAAAACCACCUAAGGGACUGUGUAGCCUACAUAUUAUCAUGUUUUAGUGAAUGAUUUGAUUGAUGAACCGAACAUUACAAACAAAUUGCAGGCUCUAGCUUAUAAACUUUGUUACAUGUAUUACAAUUUUAGUGGGGCAAUAAAAAUUCCUGCCCCAAUCUAAUAUGCUCAUGUUUGUUCUAACUUUAUUGGAGAUAGAUUUGAUCCUCGUAAGCCAUAGACUCUUAUUAGGCCAAACCAAAUAUUAAAUCAAAGAAGAUCCCUCUUCUUUAUAUGAAAUAUAUUAAUAAAUCCAUUAAAAUACAUAGGAUCAA